Lycium barbarum (goji berry) is the source of this 1455-nucleotide messenger RNA. RefSeq names its product bifunctional phosphatase IMPL2, chloroplastic-like. The transcript has 2 exons. NCBI's taxonomy places the organism in Eukaryota, Viridiplantae, Streptophyta, Magnoliopsida, Solanales, Solanaceae. Gene Ontology annotation, biological process: L-histidine biosynthetic process. Gene Ontology annotation, molecular function: phosphoric ester hydrolase activity. Bases 368 to 1231 code for a protein of 287 amino acids. The record is from RefSeq and is a predicted model, not a curated record.
UUAAGCCCAUCCAAACAGGAUCAGCAAACACGACCACACUAUUCUCUUUGCUGGAUUCUACUCUUCCAUAUUCCUUACAUGAUAGAAUUGAUUUAUGAAAAUAAAUCAAAUUACCAUAUAAUUCCUUUUUCUUUUAGGAGAAAUCCCAUUAGUAAACUUUACCACUGAUUUCCCUAUUUCUUUUUUCCUAAACCACAUAAGAAAAGGGUAUUCAUUAAGUAACUUUAUUUAAAUACUCCUAUUAUAAUAAUUCUGGCUAUACCGUUAAUUUCUGAAGAACUCUCCGUCGCCCCUAAAACCCUUUCGCUUUUGUCACCGGCUUGAGUUUUCUCUGCGAAUCCUUACUCUUUUGGUCGAUAGAAGCAGCAUGUUGACAGAUUCAAGCAACUCGUUAAUGCCCAGCAAGGAAGAAUCUUUUCCCCUUAGUGACACUGAACUCGAUUGUCUUGUUGAUGUUGCCAACAAGGCGGUUGAUGCCGCAGGAGCAAUCAUUUUAAAGCACUAUUUAGCUCGUGGCAAUGUGUUCAAGGUUCGCGAUGCUAAUGUUCCAUCAUGGACGAGCAUUGCCGCUGAAGCAGAGAAAGCUAUGAUUUCACAUAUCCUAAAAGAUUUACCUGAUCACAUUGUAUACGGGAAACAAUCUGGAUGGACCAAUUGCAGUGGGACAACAAUUCCUGAGUUUGUUUGGGUUUUGGACCUUAUUAAUGGUGUAGAAGAGCGGCUCUUGCCCACAUUUGGCAUGUCUGUAGCUAUAGUUCACAAUGGUAAACCGGUAAUUGGUUGCAUCAGUAAUCCCAUUACGGGGAUCAAAACCAUUGGGAGGAGGGGGAAGACUACUAGAAACGGAGACCUUGUGAAGACACGAGCAAGUGAGCACCUAGAGCAAGCAUAUGUUGACAUCAAGGACCCCGGUUACAACAAAGAUGCCAAAUACACAUACAACAGGUUGGCGUACAAGGUGGGAGAAACUUUCUUCAACGGAAACUGCAUUGCUUACUCUGAGUUAGCUGCUGGUAUGUUGCAAGUGGUCGUUGAUUGUGCUGUCGAGCCCUAUGGUCUUCUUGGAUUAGUUCCUGUAGUGGAAGGUGCUGGAGGAAUCAUAACUGAUUGGCAAGGGAAUCAACUUUCUUGGCAGCCUUCUGCAACAUCUUCGGUUCCGCGAGAUUCUUUCAAGGUUGUUGCUGCUUCUGACUUAACAACUCACCAACAGAUUAUUUCUGAACUAUCAUAGUAGUUUAAUCAGUUACAGUUCUGUUCAAUAAGUUGAAUCUUUUUUCAAUUAGUUCUAUGGUUUUUUUGUUCAUGAAGUAGGCUGGAUGCGUAGAGAAAGCUAGUUAAGUACUCUUUUUUAUUUAUUUUCCCAAGUUAAGUACUCAUUGUGAGUUUCACUAACAAAAUGAAACAUCAUUCAUGGUGUGAUUAUACAGCCUGUUUAAGACAAAAUAUUACUACCAA